GAAGUGCUCAAUCACGGCCAUUUUCCCCUACGGAAAUGGUCAUCCAACUCUCAUGAAGUGAUGGAAGAAAUUCCCCUUGAGAUGCGGGCUAUUUCUCCGGACGAGGUAAGAGCUCAUUCAAAAUCAAUAUCUGCUCUGGGAUUGCAGUGGAAGCCCGGAGAGGACAGUUUUUCCUUGGUGAUUGACACACCAAAAAUGGCAACAACAAAGAGAGAGCUUACAGCGGUGGCAGCCAGAAUCUUUGACCCCCUUGGGUUUCUCUCCCCUGUCCUCAUUGUCUUCAAGAUGAUGCUUCAGCAACUUUGGCUUGCCAAGGUUGAUUGGGAUGAAGCUGCACCUGAAGAGAUUGUAGAAGAGUACCAGAAGAUUUUGUCUCAAUACCAUUACCUGAAGGAUGUCAAGAUUCCUCGUCUCAUUCCAUCCCAAGAAGAUACUUUGACUCUCCACGCCUUCUCAGAUGCUUCUGAGAAAGCCUAUGGUGCCGUGGUCUAUGCCAUGGGUCGUGCACCAGAUGGGACUCCCAAAAUUUGCAUCGUUAUCGCCAAGUCUCGGGUAGCUACUCUCAAACCCGUGACGAUACCCAGAAUGGAAUUGAAUGCUGCGCUUCUCUUAGCAACUUUGGUGAAAAAGGUGAAGGAAGCUGUAGCUCCAAAAUAUGUCGAAGUCCAGGCAUGGGUAGAUUCCACCAUCGUUCUACAAUGGUUGCAGGAACAUCCCAGGAAAUGGGAAAAAUACGUGGCAGUGCGCACUAGUACGAUCCAGGAAACUAUUCCCCCCUCCAAAUGGCGCCACGUACCGACUGAAGACAAUCCUGCCGAUUGCAUCUCCAGGGGAAUGCUUCCGGAGGAUCUUCUGCAGCACAAGCUCUGGUGGGAUGGGCCAAAGUGGCUUCCAAUGGGCGAAGAAAACUGGCCACCACGCAAGGUGAUUGAGAAGAAGAGCGAGAAGGUGCAAAUUCCCGAAGAAAAAAGUGUAAACAGUGAAGUGUCAAAUGUGAUCGUCCUAACCUCACAAAGUGAAAGUAGUGUUGACAUUGUAUCUCAGUUGAUUGAAAAAUAUUCUAAUUUCAUGACUCUAAUACGUGUAGUGGCUUUUGUGCUGAGAUUCAGCGAUAAUUGCCGGAAGAAAAUCAAUGAGAGAAACCUCAAGUUUCUCAGUGUUCACGAACAAAACCGUGCAAGGGACUGUAUCAUCAAAAAUCUCCAAAGGAAACAUUUUCCGGAGGAGUACAAGUGUUGUGAGAAAAACAAUCCAGUGUCAAAAUCCAGCAAGUUAAGCAAACUUGUCCCGUUCAUUGAUGACAAUGGGGUGAUGAGAGUGAAAGGGAGGCUCGAGAAUGCUGAUUUGAGCUACGAGACACGUCACCCAAUAAUACUUCCAGCAAAGGACAAAUUUGUCAAAGAUUUAGUAGUGUUUAUUCACGAAAUGCACCUGCAUUCAGGGGUAUAUCUCCUUCAGAGUAUCCUCCGUGCUAAAUAUUGGAUUGUUGGGAUGAAAUCCCUCGUGAAAAGUGUCGUGAAAAUGUGUGUUAAUUGCACGAAAGCAAAACCGAAAACUGAGACACCGUUGAUGGGCAAUUUGCCUGCUUAUCGUGUGCAGCCAAUGCGCCCCUUCUACCACACCGGCUGCGAUUUCGCCGGCCCCUUCAAGACAAGAGUCUCCAAACUUCGUAAGGCCGCCAUAGUGAAAUCAUAUGUUUGUGUGUUCAUCUGCAUGACCACCCGUGCCAUGCACCUCGAGGCAGUGUCAGAUCUGAGUACAGAUGCUUUCCUGGCAGCUCUACGUCGCUUCACAGCUCGUCGAGGACACUGUCAAAUCAUCUAUUGUGACAAUGCCACUAAUUUUGUUGGGGCAUCUGGAACAACAAGAGAAGAGCGACUCCAGGGAAUCAGGGACCACCAGCACAAGAUUACCAAGUGCAUGUCUGAUUGUGGUACUGAGUUCCACUUCAUCCCUUCGUAUUCGCCCACUUUCGGUGGAUUGUGGGAAAGAGGCGUAGGCAACGUGAAGACCCAUCUCCGGCGAGUGUUCGGGGAUACAAUUCUGACAUUCGAAGAGCUUUCGACUGUCCUCGCACAAAUUGAGGCUUGCCUCAAUUCUCGCCCCAUUUGUGCCAUGUCAACUGAAGUGGAGGAUCUCCAGUCAUUGACCCCAGGACAUUUCCUUGUGGGUCAUCCUCUGACACCCGAUCCAGGCCCUGAUGUGAUGCUACUCAAUCCAAAUCGUCUCUCUCGAUGGCAAUUUCUCCAGAGACUUCUCCAGACCUUCUGGAAUCGUUGGCAGCAGGAAUAUGUUACCACUCUUCAGCAGCGCCCCAAAUGGUGUACCCAAUCUCGAAAUCUUGCUGUUGGGGACUUGGUCUUGUUGAGAGAGAACCAGCUGAAGGCGUCGCGAUGGAAGAUGGGCCGUAUUCAGGAAGUUCAUCCAGGACGUGACAAUGUAGUGAGGGUAGUCACCGUGCGAACCAGUGAUGGAAUCCAGAAGAGAGCUGCAAGCACCGUGGCCAAGAUACCCAUGGAAGAAAAUUCUUAUUGAGGUUCCCUCAAGAGGGGGAAGUUAUGUGAAGCUUGUAGCGAGUGAGGGCGACAUCAGCGCCACGACGAAAGAGAGAAGUAGAAGACAACGUCACGAUUCACUCCCGAACCAACACACACACUCAUUCUUUCCAAGUACGUUCAAGUCAAGACACGAGAAGAAGACCACGCGAUCAAGAAGUCAAGAAAAUCUCUAUAAAUCUCUAACAUCGAAGUCAAUUUAUUCGUUUAAAAUCAAUUAUCUUAUAAAUAAAAUUCUGUGGAGUUAUUGCCUUUAAAUAAAACAAGUGAAAGAAUGGGAGAAUAAAGUUAUCUUGGGGAAAGGAAGGAAAUUUGUCAUUCGAGCCCCAUUCUAACCUCCCUUCUAUUCUUUAUUCAGGUAUUGCGCCGGGCAUAGAUCCCUCUCGUUUCCGGUAGACUCCUAACCUUAACCAUCUUACUUUAUCUCAUAGGUAAUAAUUCCCACA
Messenger RNA from Phlebotomus papatasi, 3001 nucleotides. RefSeq lists its product as uncharacterized. Lineage: Eukaryota; Metazoa; Arthropoda; Insecta; Diptera; Psychodidae. Gene Ontology annotation, molecular function: nucleic acid binding. The transcript has 2 exons. Gene Ontology annotation, biological process: DNA integration. The record is from RefSeq and is a predicted model, not a curated record. The coding region runs from base 61 to 2535 and encodes 824 amino acids.